Messenger RNA from Numida meleagris (helmeted guineafowl), 3315 nucleotides. It is a transcript of the gene PDLIM7, whose product is annotated as PDZ and LIM domain 7. Lineage: Eukaryota; Metazoa; Chordata; Aves; Galliformes; Numididae. Gene Ontology annotation, biological process: actin cytoskeleton organization; heart development; muscle structure development. Bases 147 to 2501 code for a protein of 784 amino acids. Gene Ontology annotation, cellular component: filamentous actin; stress fiber; adherens junction. Gene Ontology annotation, molecular function: actin binding; muscle alpha-actinin binding. The record is from RefSeq and is a predicted model, not a curated record. The transcript is spliced from 25 exons.
CGCCCCGCUCCUCUAUAAGCUCGCGCCGGUCGGGGAGGGGGCGGUGCCCGAGUUCGAGUCCCGCAGCCGCCUGCUCCGCUCGCCCGUUGCGGUGCGACCCGCUCGGCCCCGCUCCGCCGGGCGACCCUGCCCUGCCGCGAGUGGAGAUGGGCGAGAUGGAGUCCUAUAAGGUGAUGCUGAAUGGGCCGGCGCCCUGGGGGUUCCGGCUGCAGGGAGGGAAGGACUUCAGCAUGCCGCUCUCCAUCUCCAGGCUGACUCCAGGUGGGAAGGCCGCCCAGGCCGGCGUGGGAGUGGGCGAUUGGGUGCUGUACAUUGACGGGGAGAGCACCAGCGCCAUGACACACAUCGAGGCCCAGAACAGGAUCCGUGCCUGCGGGGACAGGCUCUGCCUCACCCUGAGCAGAGCCCAGAACCACCUGGGGAAGCCGCAGAAGGACUCACUCCCCUGCUCUGAGCCCCCGAAAUAUAACUUCGCUCCCAGCACCGCCCUCAACAAAACAGCUCGGCCCUUCGGGGCCAGCUCGCCUCCGAACCCACGGCCCGGGCUGGUGACGAAACCCGUGACGUACGUGCCCCUGGCGCCCGCCUGCACCCCCCAGCACAAUGGGAAACCACAGGAGCACCCCAGUUCCCCCAAAUAUGACCCCAGCAAGCUGCAUCUGAUCGAGGACUCUGAGGACUGGCAGCCCCGCAACACCAGCACCCAGUCCCGCUCCUUCCUCAAACUGGCCCAGCUGACGGGCACAGACAGCUUUGAGGACCGUGAGGAUGAGCUGGUUAGGAAGCCCAGGGGUCCACGUGUGUCAUUUUGGGGUACAGAGGAGGAGUGGCAAUCCAUGCACCCCCCUGGUACCCCCGCAUGUGACCCGGGCAAGCUGCGGCUGAUGGAGGACGCUGAGGACUGGCAGCCUCGCACCGGCACCUCCCAGUCCCGCUCCUUCCGCAAACUGGCCCGGCUGACGGGCACUGAUGGCCUUGAGGACCAUGAGGACGAGCUGGUUAGGAAGCCCAGAGAUGCCCGCGGGUCGUUCUGUGGUACAGAGGAGCAGCGGCAGCCCCCGCAGCCCGUGGAAGCCCCCCCUACCCCUGCGUGUGACCCGGGCAAGCUGCGGCUGAUGGAGGACGCUGAGGACUGGCAGCCUCGCACCAGCACCUCCCAGUCCCGCUCCUUCCGCAAACUGGCCCGGCUGACGGGCACUGAUGGCCUUGAGGACCAUGAGGACGAGCUGGUUAAAAAGCCCAGGGAUGCCCGUGGGUCGUUCUGUGGUACAGAGGAGCAGUGGCAGCCUCCGCCCCAUGUGGAGCCCCCCCCCACGCCCGCGUGUGACCCGGGCAAGCUGCGUCUGUUUGAGGACGCUGAGGACUGGCAGCCCCGCACCGGCACCUCCCAGUCCCGCUCCUUCCGCAAACUGGCCCGGCUGACGGGCACUGAUGGCCUUGAGGACCGCGAGGACGAACUGGUUAGGAAGCCCAGAAGUCCCCAUGUGUCGUUCUGUGGUACGGAGGAGCCGCGGCAGCCCCCGCAGCCCGUGGAGGCCCCCCCCACCCCCGCGUGUGACCCGGGCAAGCUGCGUCUGUUUGAGGAUGCUGAGGACUGGCAGCCCCGCACCGGCACCUCCCAGUCCCGCUCCUUCCGCAAACUGGCCCGGCUGACGGGCACCGACGGCCUGGAAGAUGAUGAUGUAUUUAUUAAAAAGCCCAGCCAGGUCUCCGUGCCGGACCCAUCCCUGGGAGCAGCAAUGAAGACAGAACCAGGAUUGGCCCCCAGGACCCCCGCUGCCACCCCUGGCCCUACCAGCCGCCCACCCUGGGCUGUGGACCCCUCUUUUGCUGAGCGCUAUGCCCCAGACAAGACGAGCACGGUGCUGAGCAAGCACAGCCAGCCGGCCACACCGACCCCCAUGCAGAACCGCAGCUCCAUCGUGCAGGCAGCCCAGCAGGCGCCAGAGGGCCCUGGCCGCACACCCCUCUGCUACAAGUGCAACAAGAUCAUCAGGGGACGCUACCUGGUGGCACUGGGACAUUAUUACCACCCCGAGGAGUUCACCUGCUGCCAGUGCAGGAAGGUGCUGGAUGAGGGCGGUUUCUUUGAGGAAAAGGGCUCCAUCUUCUGCCCCAAGUGCUAUGACUCGCGCUAUGCGCCCAGCUGUGCCAAGUGCAAGAAGAAGAUCACCGGGGAGGUCAUGCAUGCGCUGAAGAUGACCUGGCACGUGCAGUGCUUCACCUGCGCAGCCUGCAAAACUCCCAUCCGCAACCGUGCCUUCUACAUGGAGGAGGGACAGCCCUACUGCGAGAGAGACUAUGAGAAGAUGUUUGGUACCAAAUGCCGUGGCUGUGAUUUCAAGAUCGAUGCUGGGGACCGGUUCCUGGAGGCUCUGGGCUUCAGCUGGCAUGACACUUGCUUCGUCUGUGCGAUCUGCCAGACCAAUCUGGAAGGGAAGACAUUCUACUCCAAGAAGGACAAGCCGCUGUGCAAGAGCCACGCUUUCUCUCACGUGUGAGGGGCAAGAGUUCAGCUGUGCCCAUGCAUGCCCCUGGCCCUGCAUGCUCCUUUCCCACCCCUUCCCCUGCCCCAGGGAGCCAGGCUGGGACUUCACCCCUUCCCCUUGCUCCUGCCUCUUUCCUGGCAGCUCCUGGCUGGGCCCCAGCAGAAGCAGUGCUGGCCCCUUCCACCUGGCUGGCUUCUUCUGUGCCCUCCCAGCUGAUAUAGGAGCCUGGGGAAGGGGAUGCCACAGAGGUCUCCUGCCACCAAGCUGCUCAGCACAGUGGCUGCGGCCAUGCUGAGGCUGGAGCUGGGGAGGGUCUGCCUGCAGCAGGGCUGCUCCUUUGCUUUGAUGGGGCCCAGCUGCCUUGGCACUCAGCACCAGGGCAGGGAUGUUCCUAGCCCCCAGCCCCUGCCAAACUUCCCCCACCUCCCCAGCGUAUAGUCAGCGCAUGGGGCCUGAGCGCUUGCCCUUCUCCCUCUGCCUGCAGUGACCCCACAGCCCAGCAGACUGCUGCCGUGGUUUCCUACACCCCCCCAUGGCUGCAUGCCAUGGAGCUGGGGGGCCUGUGGGGCUGUCUAGUGGCAGCACCCCCAUGCCAUGGAGCAGGACUGUCUGCCAUGCCUGCCCCGGCUGUGAGCUGGGAGUGCACGCUGAUCUCUGGCUAAUGGGCUCCCAUCAGGCUUGAAAACUGCUUCCUACCAAAGAGCGUGUGCCACCGCUGUCCCAGCACUGUAAAUGCCUCUCCCAAACCCUCACUCUCCGGUUGGGCUGCGUCUGAUGUAGCCACGGUGCUUUUAGUGCCUUGAAUAAACACUUCUUUGCGAGUGCC